Liolophura sinensis is the source of this 1742-nucleotide messenger RNA. RefSeq names its product heme-binding protein 2-like. Lineage: Eukaryota; Metazoa; Mollusca; Polyplacophora; Chitonida; Chitonidae. The transcript is spliced from 4 exons. Bases 63 to 746 code for a protein of 227 amino acids. The record is from RefSeq and is a predicted model, not a curated record.
UCAGGAAUCACCUGGUCAGGUGUGUUUUGCACAGAAAAGAACUGGUUAAGUUUGAGUUUUUCAUGUGCAGCAAAGGAAGGACGACGCAGGGUUGGAGUACUGGUAAUCUCAUAAUGAAAGCAUUUAUUGGUAUAACGUGUAUCAUCGGAAUUGUUGUGGAAGGCAGUGUCCUCAAAUUUGUCCCUUCGAGGAGAACCACAAAAAAGCCUGACUUUUGCAACAAGUUAGAUUGUCCGAGUUAUAACGUGGAAUCAUCAACAGCGGAUUAUGAAUUACGCAAGUAUGAUCCCUCAAGAUGGGUCUCGGAUGUCACAAAAGGAGUUGACUUUCAAACUGCCCAGAAUACCAACUUCAUGAAGCUGUUUGAAUACAUCCAAGGAAAUAAUGUUGAAAAGAAAAAGAUAGCUAUGACAGCCCCAGUGCUGACAAAGAUCAUUCCUGGCCCUGGCCCUGCCUGUGAGGAUGACUUCACCAUGUCCUUCUUCGUCUCCUCAUCAGAGCACAAUCCUCCUAAACCCUUGGACAAGACAGUAUUCCUCACCUCAAACUCCACUAUGUCUGUGUAUGUUAGGUCCUUUCCUGGUUAUAUCCGUUCAAUCAAUCAGUGGUUGGAAGAAGCUGGAAAACUUGCAAAAGCCCUGGAGGGAAAGGCGUAUGUAAAAGACUAUUACUUCACUGCUGGAUAUGAUAGCCCCUUUCAACUGUUACACAGACACAACGAAAUCUGGUUCUUGGCAGAGGAGUAAAUCAGUUGUGGGAAAAUCUGAAAAAGAAGCAGAAGUAUGUAACAUAAAUGUAUGCUUUAAGCUCAAGAAUAUCAAGCUUGAUGUGAAAAUGUAAUGACAUUAACAGGUUAUGGAUAGUUGGAAAAAUUGGAUGCAAACAAAUGAAGGCUGUUGUUACCUACAUGUUGUAAAGAAACAUUGUUGUCAUUGUUAUGGACUUGUAGAUCAUCUUCUGCAGGGCUGCCUUUUCCACUGGUAGACUCAGAUGGGUUUUAUGACUCUUUGGUGUUGAUUAGAAAUGAAUUAAUCUCUGUAUUAAAUUGCCCUUUUCCACGUUACAAAACUAAAUCUCUUCAGUUAUCACAAUUGUUGUAUGUACAGGUAUGUAGUAUCCUCACAAUAAGGCCAAGUUCCUCAAAUCUGUAGUAGUGGAUUGUAUCUUAUCGUCAUGUGUGUUUAACAUUUUACGGGAAACAUACCAUCAACUUAAUCUCCACUGGCUCUCUGAGACUGUGCCAUGAAACCAGUAUAAAUAUACGAUAGAAAAAAGUUUUAUUGUGGCAAAAAGAAAUGUUUGGGAUUUUUUUUUGUUUUUUGCGAAGUUUACGUUUUGCAUAUCCAUCUAUCUAGAAGGUUUUUUCGUUUUUGUUAGAUUUUUAAUUUUCAUAGAUUUCUACCCAUGUCUUCUCCACAAACAAUGCUAUUACAUCACUUUGAAGUAUAUUUAUGUACUCUCUCUGGUCAUGUUUGCAGUUAGAUAUAUCUUUUGUCUAGAAAACAUUAAUCAUGUUGCUUGGACUACCUGCGGAACAGAGGACUCUUUUUAUUUUUAUCUUUUGGAAACUUUUUUAUUUUUUAUAAAAAAACAUUGACUUUUUUAAUAUGUCUCAUUUAGCAAGGGUAUGUGAUAUAUACAUAUAUGUUUAUGUGGAAUGUUUUAGAUUCGCAAUGUAUGAAUUGUAUUUAAUACUCAGAUGUACAUUUAAAUUCUUUUCUUACAAUAAAAGUAAACCAUGA